AUGGCGUCUUCUUCUCUCAAGCUUUUCUGUUUCUGUUUCUUCCUAACAAUCUUCGUCACCUUGGGAAGUUCCUCUUUAACUCAGCUCGACGACACGAGCUUGAAGCUGAUGAGCGACGCCAUGGAGUGGCCGACGACAAUGUUGCUCUACGACGAGCUCGCCGACGGCGACUUCGUCGACCGGAGAUCUCUGUUCUGGAGAGGUACGACGAGGUACUACAUAUCGUACGGAGCUCUGUCGGCGAACAAAAUCCCUUGCCUGCCUCGCUCCGGCAGAUCUAACUACACCCACAAUUUCUUCAAAGCCAGAGGCCCAGUUCACCCACCAGAGGUUGCUCCAGAAUCACUCGCUGCCGACGCUGAUUUUGAUGUC
Messenger RNA from Morus notabilis, 372 nucleotides. Its product is annotated as protein RALF-like 34. Lineage: Eukaryota; Viridiplantae; Streptophyta; Magnoliopsida; Rosales; Moraceae. The transcript has a single exon. The annotation marks the transcript as partial. The record is from RefSeq and is a predicted model, not a curated record.